AUGAUUGUUGUUGUUAAUUUAUGUUUUAAAGGUGAACGUGAUGGUCCUUUACAUUUUGUUGAUUCAAGUAAAGCACCUACACCUGCAUCACGUUAUGGUGGUUAUUAUUCAAUAUAUCAUCCUCAGAAUUAUUCAGGAUCAAUAACACCAUUAAAUUAUCAAUCUCAUCCAUUUGAAAUGAUGCAUCUUGAAAGUCUAAGAGAAAAAUUAAAUAGAUUAUCACGUGAUAAAGCUGAUCUCGAUGAUCCAUAUGGUACAUUAUCGAAGCAACGAAGUACAGAUAUGGAUGAAGGACGAAUAACGCCAAAAGCUAGUUCGGAAUUUCCAUCAAAAAAAUCUUCAACAAAAUUAGGUGAUUUUGGUAUUGUUAAUAUUGUUCAAGAAGUAACACCAACAUUACCUGAUAAUCAACCAAAUCUAACAUUAAUUCAAUCAGAUAUAAAUGAAAAACCAACACCUACACAACAAUUAGCUGAACAAACUGUUCAAACACUAGAUGAUAUACCACCUAUACGUGCUAAUCAACCACCUGUAAGUGAACGUUUAAUAAAGUCGAAAAUAAUACCCGAACCAGCACGUGCAUUAGCUAAUGCACUUAAACAUGCUGUUGUUAGACCAUUAAAAAAAACGAUAAUAAAGAAAAAAUCUUUUGAUGGAAAUCUACCUGAACAACAUAUAACUCGUUCUCAUCCACCUAUUGUUCAUUCAUUAUCUCAACCAUCAUCAAUACUUAUUGAAAAUCAUGAUCAACAAUUAAAUGAAAUAUCGAUUGAUUCAAAUGAAUCAACAAGUGCAAUUACAUUAAUAUCACCAAUUAAACCACCACGUUUAAGUGAUGAAUCAGGUUCAUCAUCAUCUAUUGAAGUUAGUUCACCACCACCAGCAAAACCACCAAGACAUUUUUCUUUAUAUAAAAAUGACAUUGAUGAUAAUGUAAUACAAGAAACAAAUGAUGUUGUUAAAAAAGUUUUAAAUAUUGUUGAUACAUUUGAUAAUAUACAACAGCAAAAUAAUAAUGAUACAAAUAUUUUACGACAAUCAUUAUUAAAUCCAAAUCAAUCAAUUAAUUGUAAAGUAUCGGAUAGUUUAAAAAAUAUUGACACAUUUUCUGUUCAACCAAUAUCUAUUGCAAUAAAUACUGAUCUUCCAUUAAUAACAAAAUCUUUUGAUAAUAAUAUAGAUAAACCAAUGACAAUCAAAUCAUUUUCAUUGCCUACUAAACAAUCGAAUAGUUUAGAGAAAUCAAUAAAUGAAAUCAUUCCAAUUGAAAUAAGUCAAUUGGCCAAAGAAGUAACAGAAAAUAUUUUACAAGAAGUUGAAAAACAAACAAAAGUAACAAAUGUUGAUUCAACUAUAAAUAAUAACCAACAAAUUUUAUUUGAUAAACUUUCACAAUUGAAACAAGAACAAACAAAUAAAAAAUUUUGUGAUAAUACACCAUCAGUUUUUCAUUCUAAAAUUACAACUCACAUAUUACCCACUCAGACUACAUCACGUCCACUUGUGUUUGUUUCGUUGAGUUCUUCGUCUAAUCCUACUAAAACAAAUUUGCCAUUACUUGAUAUUGUUACAACAAAACCAACACCUUUAUUCACAACUUCAGUCACAGUCACGAGUCCAUCAACAUCUAUCCUUUCAUCAACAACAACAAUUACUAAUACUAACGAGGAAUUAAAUAACACAUCAACAUUAAUCUCUAAUAGUAAUAAAACUUCUAAUCAUACAAAUGUAUUACAAACUAAUAGUAAACCAGAUAGUGUUGAUUCAAAUGAUCCAACAACACACGAUAAUACAAUAUUUUUACCACAAAAUGUUGGUAAUACAACAUCAAUUUGUUCGUUUCUAUCUGAUUAUGAUAAUUUACGUGGUUCGAACGGAAGUUUAAAUUAUGACAAUCAACAAACACAAAUCUUACCAUCAAUUAUUCCUUCAUCAUCAGAAACCAUGUCAUCAACAGCAUCGUCAUCAAUGACAACAAUCUAUCAAAGUUUUGAUAAUUUUCCAUCAUUAUCAUUAUCAUCAUCAGCAACAAGUCCAACAUAUGUAUCAGCAGUUAGUACAUUUAAUACAGGUGGUACAACAACACCACAACAUUUAGGUUCUGAUAUAAGUGAUGAAGAACUUGUUGAAUCAUUUGAUAGUGAAAAUUCACCUCAAGCUUCGACGCCUAAAAUUGAAAUAAUUGAAGAUAAUAGCGAACCGAUUGAUGAAUGCGAUAUGACAUUUCUUACUGAAGUUCUUGCUCAAUACAAUCAGAGUCUUCAUCAUCAAGGUUUGCAUAAUUUCGGAACAACAAAUGUUCAAUCAUCAUUUGAUAGAGAAGCUACGCUUGCCAGCAAAGUAGAAGAAUCGCCGUUAUCAUCAUUAUCAUCAGCAUCAGAAUCAUUAUCAUUAUUAAUCUCUGUUUCUUCUGCUUCUUCCUCUACUACUUUUCCUUCUUUUCCUUUUCAUAUCACUACUAAAACAUCAUCUAAACUUUCAUCGAACAUGCCAAAUAAAACUUCCAAUAUAACAUUUCAAAAUUUUAAUAAUAUUUCAUCAACAAUAACAAAUCUAAACGAAGAUAAUCCAAUAAAUAAUAAUCAACAAGAAAAAAAAGAUUCAAAUAUUAAUUUACAGUCACCAAUACAUCAACGUCGUUUACCAUUACCAGAUAAAUUAACAUUUGAACAAAAUAUAACAAAUCUUAUUGAAAAAGAAUCUCCAUUAUUACAAUCAGAAUUACUAACUACUGAACAUGAAUUAUCUGUAUUUCGUUCACGUUUAGCUGUUAAUGAAGGUGUUACAGCUGUAACAGGUACAAUACUUGAAUCACUUAAAGGACACUUUGAAUCGAAUCAUAAAACAGAUAGUACAACAUCACCGAUUGAUAAAUAUAAAACAAAUAUUCUUCAACAUUCUUUGUCUAUUCAAACAUCACCAAUUACAGAAAAAUUGCCAGAAUUAAUUGAAAUACAUUAUGAUGCUGAAUCACCUAAAAGUCCAUAUAUACUUGUUAAAGCAGUAAAUUCUUUUUGGAUUGCACAACCAAUAGAUGAUUCCGAAGUAGAAAAACGUUUAAAGAAAUUCUCAUCACCAGUUAUGAAACGUGCUGCUAUUAAACUACCGGAUGCAUUUCAUAUAGAUAAUUAUAAUUCAGAUGAUGAAGAAAUUUUUAAAGAAAAAUUAAAUGAAGAAACUCUUUCAUCUUUAAUUCCCAAAACACCAACAAAUAUUGACGAAGAAAAUAAACCUAAUGAUUUAAUAUCCGAAGAAAAUGUAAGUUCAACAACCGUUCCACAUGCACAAUUAGGAGAAAUGAAAAAAAUACAUUCAUCAUCAUUACAUCAAGAUAAUGAUCAAUUUGAAAAAUUUGAUGAUAAAAUUGAUGAAAUUUAUUCAAUUAUUGAUUAUUUAAAACAUAAUAAAUUCACAUUAACUAUUUUAAAUAAUCUUCAUAUGAAAUUAAAUGAUUUAAAAUUACUUCUUCAUUAUAUUCAUUUAAAUAAACAAGAUGAAUUACGUAUUGAAUAUGAAUUAGAUGAAUUAGAAAAUUCUUUUAAUAAAACAUCUAAACAUGAUGAUUAUGAUUUUAUUGAAUUAUUUGAACAAAACCUUCGUGAAUUACAAUAUAUUGUUCAAGAAAUAAAAAUUCUCAAAUCUGAAGUACAAGAAAAUCUUAUAACACAAUUCGAACCCAUAAAAAAUACUAAUGGUAAAGAUAUUUUAAAUAAACCAUUAGUCACAUCAAAAACAACAUAUAAUCGUCUUAUACCAGAAAAUCCCGUUGUAACAAGUGAUAUCUUUUUUGAAAGGAAUAAAAUAUUAAAACAAAAAAAAAUUUCUCCAACAAAUCCUACUCGUUUAAUACCUGAAGAUGCUCGAAUAAGUGCUUCAAGUUUUUAUGAAGGUGAUAUACAUCGUUCAUUAUAUCAACAUGCAGAACCAGAAAAACAAAUCGAUUAUACAAAUAAAAAGAAAACUCUUAUACCUGAAAAACCUUAUAUAUCAUUUGAAAAUUUUUAUGAAGGUGAUCCACAACGUUCAAUGUUUAUUGAGCGUCCAUUAUUAAUACAUGCUGAAUCUUUAUCAUCAUCAGUAUCAUCACCAAUAUCAAUUGAUAAUCUUCGAGCUAUUAUGAGUGAUUUAAUGCUUGUUGCAUCAUGGUCAAAAAAACCAACAAAAAUAAUAACUCAACAAACAAAACCUAAUGUUGAAGUUCAUGCUGAAUCAUUUAUCACAACUGAAAAACGGCAUUCUAAAUUAUGCGAAAUUACACAUGACAUUGAAAGAUUCCCACUAUCACAUCCUUCAAUAUUAAUCGAAGAACAAGAUACAACAUUGCCAGAAUAUAUAGAAUUACAUGAAGAACAAAUUAUUGAAUCUUCUCAAAUGCCUGAACAAGAAGAAAAUUUAAAUGAUAUGAUUAUUAUUGAAAAACCUCUAAAUGAAGAUCAAUCAAAUCCAAUAUCAAAUGAUACUGAAUUUAUCAUUGUAUCUUCUCCAUCAUUCAAAGAAGACUAUGAACAACAAUUAAUUAUUAAACCUUAUCCUUCUGAUCAUGUGGAAUCAAAUAUCGAUGAAAAUAUUUUAAUGUCUUCACCUGUGAUUGAAAUUAGUACCGGACAAAUCGAAAAUGAUUCUUUUAAUAAUGAACAAGAAGAUAUCAAUGAAGAAAAUUUACAUGGUUUUCAAUCGGUUCCGUUCUAUAAUGAAGAUUAUAGAAAAUUAUCGAAUUCACCAGUAACAUCUCAUAUACAACGUUCAAAUAUUAUUUCUAAAACUAUAACAUCUUAUCAUGAUGAAGAGGAAAGACAAGAAGAAGAAGAUAUUGAAGAAAGUAAUUUUCGUCCUACACAUCUUGAUAUAUAUUUUGAAGAGCAAAUACAAUAUGAAAAUCUUCUUAUUGAAACAUCAAAUAAUCUUGUUGAGCACAUUUUAAAUGAGGCUAUUUCAGAACUAAUUGAAUAUGAACAAAAUUAUUUAUAUUAUCAAGCAGCAGUUCAAAUUGUUAAUGAUGUUAUUGAAAAUAUUAUUCGAAACUACGAUAAUGAAUUUAAUUUAAUUGAAUCAACAUCCAUUAGUAGUAGUACAAGUAGUGAUAAUGAAAUAAAAGAAGAAAAUGAUGAAUAUAAUGAUGAAUAUUUAUCGUCAUCUGAUGACGAAGAAAAUGAGAAACUAAUUCCACAAAUAUCUGAUCAACCAUAUUUAUUUGUUUCUGAUGUAAUUACAUCAAAAUCAACUCAAGAACUUGGUAAUCUUAUACAAGAAUUACAAACACUUGAACAUAAAAUUGAUCAUAUUCAUUCAUUAUCAUCAUCAUCAUCUUCAUCAUCAUCAAGUUUAUCAGACAAUGAUCAAAUACAAUCAUAUGACAUAUCUAUUCCUCAAGUAGUUAAAACAAAAUCAAUUAAUGAAUUAACAAAUCUUGUUACUGAAUUAGAACAUAUUGAAGAAGAACUUGAAGAUAAACUUGAUGAACCAUUAAAUAUAGAUAAAUCACCAAUAUCAUCAAAAUCAUUUAAUGAACUUGGUGGUUUAAUUAAUGAAUUAAACGAUGUUUCAAAACAAUUAAAUAAUCGUAUACAUGAAGAAAUCUUUACCUCAACAAAUAUUGAAUCAUUAUCACAAGAUAUAGUUAAAUAUCGUCGUGAUUCACAAUCAAAUGGAACUAUUCCUAGUGCACAUAAAAAAGAACAACAAUCAUUAAAUUCAACAAUAUAUGAACAAGAUUUUGAGAGUAUAAAACCAACAUUAACUAAUGGUGUUGAUCAAAUUUAUGAUCAAUUACAAAAAGAACAAAUUGAAAAUCAAGUUGUAAAAGUUUUGGUUGAUAAUAUUCUUAAAGAAGCACUAGCUAUUAUGUUAUUCGAGUUAUCAUCAAAUGUAUCUCAGACAAUUGCCAAAUCUGUUCCAACAAUUAUCGUCGAUGAAUAUCCUAAAUCAUGUCAUAAAUCAUCAGUAACAAGCAUAUCGGAUGAUUUAGAAAUAUCCCAUGAAGAAUAUGCAGUUGAUAGAACAAUAGAAUUAGCUGCACAAUUGGAUUACCUUCAACGUAUGUCACGUUAUGAAAAAUUAACAAAUGAACAAGAAAAAAUAGAAAAUUCUCCAAUUACUCAAGAAGAUUCAUUUAUUCAUACAAAUUCUAAUGAUGAUGAUGAAGAAUUUAAAUCAACCAAUGAUUUAAGUAUAACUCAUGAAAAACAUCCAUCAUCUAAUGAAAAUAAUCUUGAUAAAUUAUUAAUUCAAGCUGAAGAGCAAUCUCAGACGAAUAUCAUUCAUGAUUCAAUGAUAAGAAGUAAAGAUUCUAUAAAUCAACAGUCGACAGAUUCACUUGAUUAUCAUUCAACUGAAAUUGAACCAAAUCAAUCAUCUACUCAACGAACAACUAGUGAAAAUAGUCUUCAUAGUGCAUCAUCAAUACAUACUUAUGAUAGUCAUUCUUUAUCAACUUCCUAUUUAAUUGAUAAUAAAGAUAAUAAUCAAGAAAAUUUAUUUGAUUAUGUUAAAUCAUUUAUUAACAAACAAGUAGAAAUCGUACAUGAGACAAUAGAAGAUCAAAUUAAACAAGGAACUAGUCAAUCAAAUAUAAAUGAUAAUCAACGAAUAGAUAAUAGUGAAAAAGAAUUUUUAACAAUACAACAACAUUUUCAAUCAGCUUAUGAUUUACAUGAUGAAGAAAAAAGUAAACUUGUUCGUAGUCCUGAACUAUAUAAUAUGAAAUAUGCUAGUAAACAUAAUCAUCGUGCAUUAUUAACAAAUUCACAAAUACAACAUCGUACAUUAUCAGAAUCAGCAUUAAUUACUGAUGAUUCAAAACAUCAAAAUUUAUCAACAAGUAAUCAAGUAUCAAGUGAAUUUUUAACAACAAUAUCGAAAGAUAAUUCAUUAGAAUCAAUGCAACAACAACAACGUCUUUCGACACCAUUUGAUGAUGUUAUUGAAAAAGAAUCAAGUCCAGAACAUUCAGAAUCAUAUAAUAUACCAAUAUCAGCUUUUUCUGAUGCAUUAGAACCAACUAGUAGUUGUCAACGUCCAUUAGCAUUUUGUCUAUCUCAACAACAACAACAAAUAAUAACUGAAGCAGAUUAUCAUAGAGUUGCAAAUGAUUUAGUAAAUCAAGUAUUACAAAAUGUCAUUACAGAAUUGACUAGCGAACAAGAUGACACAUCUACAAGUAAUAAAAGUGAUAAAUUAUCUUCAAGUAGUACAUCAUCUGAUAAUGAUGAUGAACUUUGUGAACAAGAUGAUGACAAUAUACAAAACUUAUUAUCAAAUUCAUCAAACUUAAAAAUUUUUCCUCAUGUAUCAUUUGGAAAAGUCUUACGUCGUGCUCAAACUGAUACCGAACAUUUUGAGAUCAUUCAAAGUCCAAAUGCACGAAUUCCAUCACUUAUUCGUCGUAAUUCUCAAUCGGAUACUGAAACAUAUUUUCGUACAAUAUCAUCAUCAAUUGAUAAUUCUACACAAAUAAAAGCUCCAUAUGAUAAUUCAAGUUCGGAUGAAAAAUCUACAAAUAAAAAUUCUACACUAUCAAUUCAUCAAAAUGAAAAAUAUUCAGGUGAAGGUGAAGAAAGUAGUGCAGGACCAAAACGAAAUAUACAACGAAGAAAACGUUCAAAUGAUACAAUGAAUAUAAAUGAAUCACCUGGAGUAAAGACCCUUCCAUUUAAAUAUGAAUUUAAUGAUAAUUUCAAACGACAAGACAGUCUUGAGUCACCAUCCAAAGAUUCAAAUGAAAAAUUAAUUCUUAAAAUUUUACACGAAGGAAUACUUCGUACUAAUUUAAAAUCAUUUGAAACAGAUGUAGAUUUCAUGAAUCAACAAGAAGAAAAUGUUCAUGAACAAAUUUAUUCAUCAACAACUAAAAAACUUUCACCUUAUUAUGAUUAUGAUGCUGGAAGUGAAGCUGAACGUGAUGAUUUAAAAAUUUGUUCUUCUAAACAUAGUGAAUUUGUUUUACCAACAUUUCCUAAUGAAUUUAAUUAUAAUAAUUUACAAAAUUUUAAAUCUGGUAGUCUCCCUAUUAUAAAUGUAUCAUCGUCAAUAGAAUUAAAUGAAAUAUCUUCUCCAAUUGAUAUUGAUAUUAAAAAUCUUCUUGAUGAUUUAAUUGAAUCAAUAAAUGAUGGUUUACCAAUAUCAAUAUCAAGUGAACCAUUAUCAUCACAAUCAGAUGCAACAACAGUUAUAUUUAAUUCAAAUAAAAAUUCAAUGGAUGAUGAAGAAAAUCUUGAAAAAUAUUCUUUUGUAUCUAGUCAUGAUUUACAUCAAAAUGAUAAACAAUGUUUAACAAUACCAAUAUCAAGUUCAUCCUCAUCAUCAUCUCCAACGCAAUCUGUGAUAUAUUAUCAGCAAGAUCGUUCAGCACAAAUAAAAAAUAAUUUAACUUCUUUUGUAAAUACAAAUCCUAAAAAACAAUCAUCAAUACCAUCAUUUUCAAAUAUGCAAUUAAUCAGUCAUAAUACUAAAACAAAAUUCCGCUCAUAUCCCGGUUCAUUAGGAGGUGCUCAUAUACCUCCCUCUAUCGAAUCUCUCCUCAACGAUUAUUGUUCAACGACAACAACAUCUACUACUUUUAAAAGUAGUAACUAA
Molecule: messenger RNA, 8571 nt
Organism: Rotaria sp. Silwood1
Lineage: Eukaryota; Metazoa; Rotifera; Eurotatoria; Philodinida; Philodinidae
Source: the annotation of a GenBank genome assembly